GCCAGGGUGCAGCCAGUCGGCUUCGAUGCCUUCCAGACCCCGCUGGUGGGGCGGCGAGCCUCCCAUAUACCCUCUCCCCUACCCCUCGCCCCACGUCCGUCUCGGGGAGAGCCUGGAACUGUGCCGGGGCCACUUGGUAGGUCAGCGGGUCGCCUGUCUCUCAGCUGGUGCCUGGGCUUGCCGCGCGCUUCCACCUGCGGCUUGCACUGAUUGCCCUUCCACUGACGGGCGCCUCCUGUGUGUCGGUGCUGGCAGGCUCUUUCCUGUGAACAAAGCUCGUUCCAGGGCCAGAUCUCAGUCGUGGUCUUGGCUUACCUUUUUUUUUAAACACUCUCAGAGCACCAACCUCUCCGUAGGUUAUUUUAAAAUCAGGAUCUCACUAGUUGCCCAGGAUGGCCCCGAACUCACUCUAGCCCAGGCUGACCUUGAAUUUGAACUCCUGCCUCAGCCUCCCAAGUAGCUGAGCUCGCAGCCCUGCCUGUGCUACCAGGUCUGGCUCUCUGUAAUUUGUAUCCACUCUUAGACACAUAUGUGUGCUUCUCCCUGCGGUUAAAUUCUGUAAUGGCGGGGGCGAUGUCCUGAUAACUGCCUAGCUCCUGAUAUAAUGUCUGUACACAAUAAAUAGUAAAACAUCUGUGAAAAACAGGCCCUCUUCUGAUGAGCACUUUGACUCUGUGAGUAAUGGAGGUAUUUCAGCAGAGGAGUCUUCCAAGAGUGUGGACCCUGGAGGCAGACCUAUAAUCCCAGCACGCAGGUGGUGGAGGCAGGAGGAUCAGAUUGUUAAAGGCUAGCUCAAAGUAUGAGCCCCUGGCUCAAAUAAUGAAACCAAACCAAAAUCAACAGUGGCCGUCCAUAUUACCUCCCAAGCCACACAAGGUGGGACAAUUUGCAUAUUUUGUUUCUCUUCAUAUAUGAACUUACACUAUAGCAUGCUGUGAAGACAAAGUGAAUUGGGGCAUUAAAAUGGGUUGACAGUGCUGGAAUCCACUACAAAGGCUCAGUGUAUUGUUAAUUAUUAAAUGAUCAGCAGUAACAUUCUGACACAUAAUAACAUUUCAGAGCAGAUGCAUUAAUAGUAACAGCCUGCCUCCGCCAGUGGAGGAUUGCCCAGACGUGUCCUGGGGGUUUCCUCUUGGUUAGAAUGAUGGCUAGUUAACAGAGGGGGGCUUGCACCCCAGUUCAGUGCCUCCCACCUCUCCAUUGCCCUUCACCAUUUGCUGGGUGACCCCUAAGUCCAGGUUUUCUGAUCAGAGCAGUUACUGUCUAUCCUCAGGGACAACUUGCUUCUUCAGAUUUGUGUCCUAAGGCCUGGGAGUGGGGCCCUGAAACCCUGGAUGCCUCUCUCUAGACUUGCCUUUUGUGAGAGGAUGGGAAGGAGAGUCAAGGCCCUGGGUUUACUUUUAUUGAAUGUCCUUUUGGUAAAUUUCCACAGUGAACCUAUUCCGUAACCCAUUCCUUGUGAAAUGGGACUUGCCUCUUGCCUUGACUGUCUUCCUGGGACGGUUUUGAAACGUGGGUUUGUUAUUAUUCAGGUGUGGUUAGGACAACAGAACAGGAGAUAUUUGGGUUGGAAAGGCAGUUUGUUCCUACAGUUCUCCAGGGGUGGGGCGUGCCUUGCUGUGAAAGCCCGAGUCAGGAGGCAGAAAAAGCAAGGGGGAAUGGUAAAAACCUUGCCUCACCACGGCUGUGGUGCUGGAAGAGGGGACAGGGGAAGCUGCAGAAGCACAUUGCGUGUUUGCUUGUUUGGGUCACUUUGGUGCACUCUGGAGACGGGGAUUUCUCUGCUUGUUUGGUGCUGACCUUGAAGGGAUCAGAAUUGGAAAGUGAUGGUCUGGAGCUCGAGAGCUUGACUGAGAACUUGGGCAGAGGGGAUUCUGGGUCUGUUGGUUUUCAAUGAAAGGGACGCUCACACUGAGUUCUUCCUGCUGUGGGAACUGGGUAGCGCUGAGAGGAACUAUUUGUGUGAAAGCAUCGGAAUAAAAAGAUGUGUUUAACACACCAAGCAGAACUAGCUCCUCUAGCACCUCCGUGUUACUUUAUUGGCUCUUCCCAGGAGAGGGAAUGGGACAGCAGAAAAGUUCAGCUGCUGAGUAAAAUCUCACCGUGAUGGACCUGACAGGUUAUGAUUGUCUGACUCCGACACUGGCGCUUUUUGUGAGCUACAUCAUUUACCCGAGGUCUGCUAAAUGCUGUGGAAAUGUUUUUCAGUUUGUAUCAGGUCCCCGACAGUGUUGACCAGUGCUUCUUUGAAAUGCUUGUUGUGUAGUCAUGGACAAGACCAGUAGUUCCAUGAAGGUGUGUGUAUUAAUUUAUGUACUUAUUUUAUUUAUGUGUGUCUGUGUGCAUUUAUGUGCACUGUGUGCAUUCUAGUCCCUGGAACUGGAGUUAAAGGUGGUUGUGAGCCACUAUAUGGGUACUGGGAGCUGAACCUGGGUUCUCUGUAAGAGCAGUAAGUGUGCUUAACCACUGAACCAUCUCCAGCUAACCCUUUCCACCCAGGAAAGUGUUUUUUGUUUUGUUUGUUUGUUUGUUUUUUGACAAAAAGUGAAGAGCUUUGAGGGAAAUGCAGUUCCCUUUAACCUUGUCUCUUACAACUCCUUGACUGAGAGUUCUCAACACUGAUACAUCUCAGGAUCCUUUGUGGACUGUGUCACAGAUGGAGUUAUUGGGAUCUGAUUUAGGUGCAUCUGACUAAGCUAGAAGUCAUCCCAUUCGCAUAGUGGGAUGAGUACGUUAAAAGAGGGCUUCCUGAGAGGUUUUUGUUUUAAAAAACCGAGCCAGAGGCACAUGGAGGGAACAUACAUAGCAUUCUUACUAAUUGUAGAUCCAGCUGACAGCCAGAAUCGAUUGCUAACUAGUGGGUGAUGCAUUGUGGAAACCCAGUCUGGCCCAUAACAUUUUUUUUUUUAAAGAUUCAUUUAUUUUUCAUUCAUGUACAUCUUCUGUGCACUAAGUGUUUGCAGAGCCCUUGGAAGCCAAAAGUGGGCAUUGGAUCUUCUGGAACUGAAGUUACAGACUGCUGUCAGCUGGAUCUACUGUUAGGUGCUGGACUUGAUUCCAGAUCCUUUGGAGGAGCAGCCAGUGCUCUUAACCCCUAAGCCAUCCCUCCUGUCUCCCAAGCACAGUCUUGAUAGCACGUUACAAUCACAUUAGGUAUCAAAAGUCAAAACCAAUAGCUGACCCUGAUCAGUAAACACUGCUGUGAGCACAAGUUGGUCAGAGGAAUAUAAUCAUCUUUUCGAUUUGUGAAGACCACAAAUGUGGAUAACAGACUGGUGGGGACUGAGGGAGUUUGGGCAACGCAGGUGGUAAGGUGUGUGGUUUGCACAUAGAAUAGUCAAAUAGGGUGAUGGCUAGAUUUGGAAGGGCAGACUCUAGAGGGAGGGAAUAAGCCAGUAGGGCUUAAUUUGACUAGAAGGAAGGGGUUACAGAGGACUGUUAGAGAUGUGUUGGUUACUGACCACACAGCCAGAUGGACAUUCCUGUCUACUGAAGACAGCCCCCGUUCACUCCCUGCAAGACACAGUUUUUCUGCAUAGCCCUGGCUGUCCUGGAACUCCUUCUGUAGACCAGGCUGGCCUUGAACUCACAGAGAUCUGCCUGCCUCUGCCUCCUGCACUGGGAUUAAAGGCGUGUGCCACCACUGCCUCCCAGCCUGAAUAUAGGUUUAAGCUGGCAAGAAUCAUGAAUUGGUUACCUCAUGAUCUUAUGAGAUAUUUUAUGAGGUAUAAUAUUAUGAUUUAUGCUGCAUCUAAAGUCCUUUUGAGAGUUUCAAGAGAAUUCAUGAUGAGAAUGAGCAACUGUAGGCAACUAGAUCUAGAGAUCCGGUGAUGGAUAUUAGCAGAAAGUGAGGGUAUGGAAGUCUUGAGGGAUGUGGAGAGGGCCAGUAAAAGGAAAUGCUAGGACUGAUUUUAUGGGAGGCACUGGAAAGGAACUGGAGGAGCAGAAACAAUUCUUUGUGAUUAUAACUAAGUUCCCCUCAGCCACACAAGCCUGAAAGACAAGUUGUUUGGGCACAGUAUUUAUAAUAAAAUUGAGUGAGGGCUGAUGAGGUGGCUCAGGGCUUAUAUUGCUCUUGCAGAGGACCUGAGUUUACUUUCUAGCAUUUAUGUUGGCUGAUUGUCGCAGCUGCCUGUAAUUCCAGCUCCAGGGAAUCAAAUAUCCUUUUCUAGCCACUGUGGGCACUGCAUGCAUGAGUGCAAACCCAUACGUAGAUGCACAUCCAUAUAUAUAAUUAAAAAUAGAUCAUACAUAGACGCACACACACAUAUAUAUAAAAUUAAAAAUAGAUUAUGAAAAAGAAAUUUUAAAAAUUGAGUAAUCUCAGGACACUGGAAUUGAAAAGCUAGAGAUGUAACAGACCGAUGAUCACUAAGUGAAGAACACACAUCCGUGUGCAGCCCUGGCACAUGCUGUGACAUGCCAUAAACGGAUGUGAUGGCAUGGCACAUAUCAUUUGUUUCCCUCUUUGUUUAUAUUUUAGUUUAUUUGGGGUGUGUGUAUAGAUGAGAGGAAACCAUCCAAGGAUUCUCCUUUACUCUUUGUGUUCCAGGUCAUCUGGCUUGGUGGCAAGUGUCUACUGUGCCAUCUUGUCCUUCCAUUCCGUCCCCCCGCCCCCCAGACAAGGGGCUCUUUGGAUCCACCUCCUCUCUGCCUCAGCUAGGUAGUCUUUUCAGAUUGUCUUGCCCAGGAUGUUCAGAGAGGCCACAGCCUUGGCCUGUCAUGCUGCAAAAGGACAAAAUGGACUCAGUGUUGUGAAAGUUGAAGAAGAAAAUGUUUGGAGGCAGGACUUCAGUCUUCAGGGAAACCUCCAGAGCCAGGAGGCUUUCCGCCAGCAGUUCAGACAGUUUGGCUACUCUGACUUCACUGGGCCCCGGGAGGCUCUGAACCAACUGCAGAAGCUCUGCCAGCAGUGGCUGAGGCCAGAGGAGCACUCCAAGGAGCAGAUCGUGGAGCUGCUGGUGCUGGAGCAGUUUGUGGCCAUCCUGCCUGUGGAGCUGCAGGCCUGGGUGCAAGAGCACAGACCUGGAAACGGAGAGGAGGCUGUAACUCUGCUGGAGGAGCUGGAGAGAGAAUUUGAUGAACCUAAACAACAGGACACAGCUCAUGGCCAUGAAGUGAUCUGCAAAGAAAUGACACUCAUGGGAACACAGAAGUCUCCAAGUAGCCCACUGCAGUCCCUGGAGAACCAUUGCAGGAGUGAGCCCCAGGAGCCCCGGGUUUUCCAGGAGCGAGAUGAGGCAACCCUACCAUUUAGGGUUGAGGAAGGAGAUAGCAAGAUGGUGGCUGACAAAGUAUCGACAGCAAAGCAAGAAAUUGUUGAAUGUGUUCCAGCAGUGGCCAUGGCAUCUCCAGGAAGACUUCCUAGGGCAGCUUCUCCAGUACAGACAGCUGAAGAAACUCUGCGAUGUCUGGACAUCAAUGAGAAGCAAAGAGGAAGUGAUACAAGCAAUGAAACGAGUCCACUUUCCUCCCAGGAAAGCUAUCUCAGUCUGGCAGCCUUUACCAAGAAACCUUCCACAGAACAGAACACCUUGGAGUGUAAUGAAGGGGAAGGACUUCUCAGUCUAAACUUACAUGGUACUACACAGCCCAGAACUCCCACAGGGAAACUGCUCUAUGAAUGCUUGGAUUGUGGGAAAGCUUUCUGCCAUAGGUCAAAGCUGAUUAGACAUCAAAGAAGUCACACUGGAGAGAGACCUUACGCAUGUAAAGAAUGUGGAAAAGCCUUUGGUUUCAGAACAGAUCUUGUUAGACAUCAGAGAAUUCACAGUGGUGAAAAACCCUAUAAAUGUUCUGACUGUGGAAAAGCUUUCAGGGGCAGCUCAGGGCUUAUUAGGCAUAGGAGAAUUCAUACUGGAGAGAAACCUUAUGGUUGUGAUGAAUGUGGGAAAGCCUUCAGCCAGAGCUCUACUCUUAUUCAGCAUAAGAAGAUUCACAGUGGAGACAAAGGCUAUGAAUGUACUGAAUGUGGUAAAGCUUUUAGGAGAAGUUCUGUUCUUAUGGAACAUCAAAGAAUCCAUACUGGCGAGAAACCUUAUGAAUGUAAUGAAUGUGAAAAAUCCUUUAAUCAAAGCUCAGCACUCACCCAGCACCAGAGAACCCACUCUGGGGAAAAACCUUAUGGAUGUUAUGAAUGUAGGAAAAUAUUUAGGCACAGGUCAGGCCUUAUGCAGCAUCAGAGAACACACACCAGAGUUCAACUCUGUGGGUAAGAGUUGUGUAAUUGUGAAAUGCAGGGAAUUCACUUUGAAGGUUAGACUCCACAAAAAAAUAGAAGUUUCCUGACUGCAGGACUUUUGUCUUUCUAGCCCAGUUCAGUUCUGUAAAGAAAUUCAUACAAAAAUGCUUCUGUAUCUAGAUCUUGUCUAUGAAGAAUGGUAGAAAGACUGACCCAUUUCUGAAUGAGGACUCUCACCAAUCUGCUGUUCAUCCCAUUCCUCACUACAGAUGAACUGUCUUUGCGCACCUUCAUGUAAGUCCAUGACUGAGACACAGAUCCUGCAAGAUCUCCUUGUAAGGUGGCAAAGAUCACUGUUCAGCAAAGUGUUUGUGUCUGACGGGAGUAGGCAUGUUUUAAGAGUUACUGAACUCUGAAAUGUUGAGUUGAGGCUAUGAAAUGUCAUGUCCUGAAUCAGUUUAAUAUCUGAGGGAUGGAAGCUCAUUCUGCCCCUUGCCAGUUCUUUCCACCCUGAGUUUCCUGUUGCAGUGUGCACCCUUAUUUGGUACCCCCUGGGCUUAGCUACUGGAAGAACAGACUUGGUCACUGCACUCUCAAAAUAAAGGGCUAAUGGAAUAUACAGAUUUAUUAGACAAGUUAUUACGGUAAGAGUGUGCCAAUAAUUGCCAGAUGAAUUCAGUGUUCUGUUGGAAGACAUUUCAGAAAUGCUUUACCUGAUCUACGAGGUAACUAAAGAUUUCCUGGGUGUGAUAUCUCAUUUGAGACCUAAGAUACAGAGGUUGCCUGGCUAUUGGCAGAACAGAAGCAGAGUUUUUCAUACAUACAUGGCAUGAUGAGGAGAGGGUCUGGAGACAUUCCUGUUUCUUGACUUCAAUUCCUGCUGAAGUUUUCUUUGACCCCAGUUCAGAAGCUAGGUGGGUUUCUUUUCCUGUUUGUAAUAGCCUGAGUUGGAUACCUUGUUUUAGGUCACAAGACCUGUAUGAUCUAGAUGUAUUCAAAAUUAGCAUGGUAAAAGAAACCCCUGGUGUUUGUAAAGUCAUACAUGUACACCAAGGAAACAGCAUAAAUUGGAAGCUGAGGGGCACUGAAAUCUGGAGUCUCCUCAGCAUUGGGUUUGCAGAUGAUAAGCCACUUGAGUGAAGUACAUAUGAAUCAGUCUUUCAGACUCUACAAAAACUUCCUUGAUUUUAAUUUGGCAGUUUUAGUUAACCCACAAUUGCUGAAGGUAAUUUUUACUUAGGAAAAUGCAGAAUUGGCGAUAAUAGCUAUUGUGAAUAGGGGAGGUAGGACUGGAUGUGGUUUUCGCUUCCAAAGGUUGUACAAUUAUCAUUUAAGCUCUAAUUUAAAGGGAUAAUUCAAAUGGACAGUGAAUUGCCUUUUCUUAUAGAUGACAAGUGAAUGCAUCAAUGUUUUAAAUAUCAUUUAACCCUUCUUCUAAUUGUGAGUGUUGAGAAGUAUAAAUCAAUAGUCCUAUUACCCAUAACAAAACUAACUUCUGAACUACUUCCUAUUAGUAAUCCUAGUAUCUUUGGUAAAAAUCUUUAGUAUAAAUUUUUGCUGAUUUUAAUAUUUAUAUGUUCAAUAUGCACUCCAGUUGCUUAGUAUCAGUAUGUAAUGGAAUGUAUUGUAAUAAAACUGAAAUUUUAAAGUUU
Molecule: messenger RNA, 7833 nt
Organism: Peromyscus californicus insignis
Lineage: Eukaryota; Metazoa; Chordata; Mammalia; Rodentia; Cricetidae
Gene: Zscan30
Product: zinc finger and SCAN domain containing 30
Exons: 4
Coding region: 4692-6215 (507 amino acids)
Biological process (GO): regulation of transcription by RNA polymerase II
Molecular function (GO): DNA-binding transcription factor activity, RNA polymerase II-specific; RNA polymerase II cis-regulatory region sequence-specific DNA binding
Source: RefSeq, a predicted model, not a curated record